UCCAACUCUUGUUUUAGAUAAGUUAAGAACAAGCUGAGAAAAAGCUGACUCAGCCACCUCCAAUCUGGUUCUGAGCUGGUUAUUGUCAUCAUGAGCAGCAGCUAGAUCUUCAUCAGCAGUAGCGUACUCCGGAUUCCAGCCACGAGUCCAGUCAUUGCUCUUGCUCCCCUGUGGUGAAAGGUGUGAACUCCUUUAUCUGACUCUGAUGUAGGACUAUGAUUUCAUGGUUCUGUGAUGUUUCAUCAUAGUAGCAGUAGGAGGCAGGAAGCUGCUUACUUUAGUCAAAUCGAAAAGGUGACGGGCGUUUUCUGUUUCUGUUCUGUAUCACAAUUCGCGACACGUUCGGAGCGCAGCGCCUGCUGGCCGAGUCAACAUCUCAGGUUAAGGUGAGGAGGACGGCGGUGCCGGAGUUCGGGAAGAAGAUCUACGGGCUUCAAGGGAUGGCCCGCGGGCUUGGACGACGCCAUGACGGUGCUUGCGCGCGGCGGCGUAGUGACAAGGGCGCUGCCGGAGCGACAAAGGAUGGCCGGCGGUGGCGGUAGGCUGCCGGACUGGCCCGAGAGGUGGAAAAGCGCGGCACGACGGCGAGGGAGGCCGAGGACGGGGCGCCGAUCGCUUGUCUUUACGGCUAAAAAUUGUGCACUAAUCCCGGCGACGGAGGCGGACGACGCGACGGGACGCCGAUCAAGACGCUUCAUUUUUUUUUUUGUGUUUAACGAUAGGUCGGCCAUCUCCGUUCCUACACAUUACACAAGUCAGGUGUCGUCGUUCUAGUCACCUCGAGCUCCAGAAGCUCCGUCUCAGUCCUCAGCCCAGUCACCUCUGACACGUGCCGCCCCCCCGCCACACGUGUCCGCACGCGAGCAGGCCUCGCAUGUAUUUAGAACGCCUCUCGCGAUCGCCCUCAUCUCAGAGGCUCGAUCGCCGCGCCCGCAGACCAAGCAACAAAUCGGCCGGAAAUCGAGCAGCCUCUGUCCGGGGAUCGCAUCGGCCAUGGCGGCCGCCGCGCAAGAAGGCCUGACCCACCGCGUGGCCGCCAGGGACGACGACAGGGCCGCGGUCGCCGGCGGCGCCAGCCGGGACCCGGGCUCGAGGAAGCCGGGCGCUGGCAGGCGCGGCCUCCGGUCGCUCGCCGCCGCGGUGUCCCUCGCCGCCGGGCUCACCGCGCUGUCCUUCUUCGGCGCCUCGUCCUCCUCCAACUCCUCGGCGCCCGGCAAGGCGGCGCCGGCGGCGACGGUGGCGAUCGUGCGGGCCGGGUCGGUGGCGGCGGAGGCGGUGCUGGCGCUGGCGGCGUGGAUGGCGUGGGCGGAGGGCGGGCUGCACGCGAACCCGGCCGCCACGCUGCUCCCCUACGCGGCGCGGCUGGCGUGCGCCCUGGCGUGGGCGCCGCUCGUGCUGGGCCACGGCGCGGCGCUCGCGGGCCUCGCGUGCUGCGCGGGCAUGGCCGCCGGCGCCGUGGCGUGCGCGCGCGGGUUCGGCGCCGUGAACCCCGUCGCCGGGGACCUCGCCAAACCCGCCGUCGCCUGGGCCGUACUCCUCGCCGUCGUCAACUACAAGAUGCUCUGAGGCUGAGCCGGCUCCUCCGUCCCGCCUAGAACUGAACUCGAUCUCUUCUCUCGUGUGUGCUGUUCAUGUUCCACCGUGUGCAGGCCUCUCUCUCUGAGUGCACAGUAUUUUGUUGUGUGGACACGUUUGUAUUGUAUACUCAAUACUGUAUGUACUGGUGUGUUACGUAUCAUCUGUUCCUGCAUAGAGUAAUCCUACAUGCGAAAAGUCUGUAGAUAGCCCCCGCCUCUCCCCACGCUCGGAGCCCUAGAGCCGCCGCCGGGCGUCUCCCGCCUCCACACCGCUUGGUCUCCCUCCCUUUCUCUUCGGCGUCUCGCAGGGAGUGGGGAUCCAUCGUCCAGUAG
This is a messenger RNA of Panicum virgatum (switchgrass), 1910 nucleotides long. RefSeq names its product translocator protein homolog. The transcript has a single exon. Gene Ontology annotation, cellular component: membrane. Lineage: Eukaryota; Viridiplantae; Streptophyta; Magnoliopsida; Poales; Poaceae. The record is from RefSeq and is a predicted model, not a curated record. The coding region runs from base 994 to 1566 and encodes 190 amino acids.